AUGGCGAAUAUUGACAAGGUGCUAAUGUCGUUGUCCUUAGAGGAAGAGGAGGACGUCCCGUUUGUUCUGCCUAAUCUACCUAAGUACUGCUCAUGUGAGAAAAACAUGAUGAGUAUCAUGGGGAGGACUUUGAACUCGGAGUGUCCGAAUAUGGCUGAUCUCAUCUUGGAUAUGCCUCAGAAAUCGAUGGGUGGAAAAGCCACCGGAGAACUACAUGAAGUUUAUGCCAGUGUGGAUUCGGAAUCGCAACAUCCCGGUCAACUAUUAUACGGAAGCAUCUAUGAUCUGGAGGACAUCAUCAGUAAGGUGGAGGAGAUUGAUUUUGAUCCUGAGAAACCACAAAGCAGAGAUUACGUGCGUGUCAAGGUUAACUUUGAUGUAUCAAAGCCUGUGAAGAUCAAAGGUUGUGAUUCUUCCCGAUGGGGGAACCACUACGGUUUGGAUAAAUGCCCGUUGCUCAUUAAGAUGAGAAGAGACAAGGCAGAGGCUCGAAGAAAGAGUGUUAUUGAGGACAAACAGAGUGUUGAGCCGAUCCUGAAGGAAAGUGAUCCAAUCUUUGGCGUUUUGAGUGAGGAUCAAGUUGGUGUGGAUCCAAACUCGGGUCGUCUGAAGAUUAAUCCGGAAGUCCUUCAAGAAAUGAGGCUGCUUGAACAUGCACUAGUGAUAUCUCGCAAUGUUGACAAAGGAAAAGGUCCAGUGUACACAGUGGGAUCGGAACAGAAAAGCAAUGGAGAGUCGAAGGCAAAUAAGACUGGAGAAAAGCUAAUGGCGUCUGUAAUAAAUACUGGUAUUGCGAUGAGGAGAAUCCCAAAUGGUGAGACCACACUUUCGGAGAGAGCAGCAGAAAACUUUGAAUCUGAGAACUCUGUUUUCAGGACUUGUUCAGUGGGUUUUGAAACUGGUUCUUCGGAUGCAAGCUCAUCUGGAGUGAGAACUAGGAAACCGACGGAUAAAAGGAAGAUCACUCCAUCGAUCGAACCACACGAAUCAGAGGAACAAAAGCUAAAACCGAUGGCACGCCAAGAAAGAGUGUGGGAGACACAAUUGGAGUAUCUCCGCAGAAAAGGAAGGCUGUUGAGGAAGAGGUGGUAG
Messenger RNA from Eutrema salsugineum, 1092 nucleotides. RefSeq lists its product as uncharacterized. Lineage: Eukaryota; Viridiplantae; Streptophyta; Magnoliopsida; Brassicales; Brassicaceae. The transcript has 4 exons. The coding region runs from base 1 to 1092 and encodes 363 amino acids. The record is from RefSeq and is a predicted model, not a curated record.